UUUUCCCUCGGAGCAAAGACUUUUCUAACAAAUACCAUAUUCAAUUUGAGGAUUAAUGUACCUAAUGUUUUGCGGGCAAACAGCGAUCUGCAGUCUGGAUAAUUGCAAUUGUGCGGAAGGAAACGCAGUGACCAGGAGCUGCAACGCCAACAACAAUACCAGUGUGUCAAAGACAGAUAAUUUGGAUGUUGAAAUGCUUUUGCAUCAGGUUGCCGUCAUAACCUAUAACAAUGGCUUCCCAGAAAUCCAGCAAAGAGUCUCGUAGCGAAGUCCUCAGGAGAAAAGGAAAUGAGAUAUAUCGACAAGUUUCCAAUGGUAGUUAUGGACCUUGCCUUCUCAGACACAAAUUAACUAAAGCUCAUCAGUUGUAUGAAGAAGCACUCGACGCUGCAGGAUCCACCCAUAGCAAUGAGAAAGCUUCGUGCUAUAAAAAUUUGGGUUCAGUGAAUUGGCUAUGGGGAAAAGCAGAAUGGAACAUAUACAUGAAAGAAGAGGGAGGCAACGAAGCUUUAACAGCGAUCUGGGCUGCCAAACAGCAUAUAUCAAAGGCUCUAGAGUUCCAUAUACUGGCUCUUAAAUUUGGGGAGCAUGGAGAGAAACCUUCAACGUGGCUAAAGCAAGAAGAAGAUACUUUAACCGAGAUUUUUGAGUGGGUAAAGGACCAGCUCUCCAAAUACAAUAUAUGCUUCGAGCCCAUAUUGAUGGAGCUCUGUAUAGAAAUGGAAAAUGCGGGUUCCACAAGCAGCCAAAAGAAAAAGGAAAUAGCAACUAUCCUACUCUGUCUUCGACUGGAAUUCAUCUUCAAGCAGAGCAUCAAAUGCAUUGCGGAGGACACAGAAGGGAUAAGAAUGGAAGACAUUGUUUACAAACGCUGUUUGAGUAAACUAAAAGAUUGUUACCCACCCUUAGUCAAGGCAGAGACUAUUGUCUAUUCUACAAAGGAUAAGAAUCUGAUAAAAGAAUUUGAGAGCCUGAAAGAGCAGGUUUUAUUUCAUCAGUGUGUAUGUGAAUCAGUGCAAGCACGUUGUCAAGGAGACGAUUUGCUUCGGAGAGCUUUGCUUGACUCUGAAGAAAUUGGCGUGGAGCUUGUGUGGGAUGCCAUUGACUGGUAUAGGCAUUCUAUUUCUCUCAGCAAAUACAAAGAUCUGGAGAGUGAGGCCAUCUCACUUAGCCGCAUUGGCAAAGUAUACUCAUCUGUCUUGAAAAUGGACAAGCAAGCCCAUCAUUACCAUUAUGAAAGUGUCAAAAUUGCCUUGACUAUCAUGUGUCCCCAUAUAGCAGAGUCUGAGUGGUACAAAUACUCAUUACAGAAGGUCGAUGAACACCAGAGGAGGAAAGUGGACGAAGAGAGAAAAGAAUAUAAAAGAAGACAUGCAGAAGAUGCAAAAGGGCUUCAAGAACCAAUUAAUGUGAUCAAGCGUGAAGGGGAAAUGAGUGCAGAGUCUUUCUUGCAGUUCAUUUACAGAGAGCACAUUCAUCCAGAUCCUAGAAAGCGACUGAUGGGUAGCAUUGAAACUAAGGACUAUGUUAAAUUGGCUCUUAGAAAAGCCAUAGUAGCAUACCAUCCUGAUCAUAAUGCCCAGUAUGACCGGGACUGGCAGGUUCUCUGUGAAGAGAUUUCAAAGAUUUUGAAUCUCAAAUAUGAGAACUUUAAGUAAGAAACAGUGAAACUCUAUUCACUCUCAAUCCUUUUUUUUGCACUGUUUUGGGAUUAUUUUGGAUUCACUCAGAACAUCGGUUUCUAUAUGUGGUUUGCAAUUUUUGAAUGAAUUUAUCCAUGAAGGAUUCCAUCUAUUGGAGCUAGAUAACUUUGCCUUAGGUAAUGACAAUCUGUUGGAGUGGGAUUUGUUUUGUAUUUAUGCUGUUUUU
Molecule: messenger RNA, 1869 nt
Organism: Cryptomeria japonica (Japanese cedar)
Lineage: Eukaryota; Viridiplantae; Streptophyta; Pinopsida; Cupressales; Cupressaceae
Exons: 2
Coding region: 231-1658 (475 amino acids)
Source: RefSeq, a predicted model, not a curated record